CACCUACUUUUUUCUGCAUUUAGUUCUUGGCCAUUGUUUGCUUUUAUCGGUCAUUCUUUGUUGGGACUGGGGUUUUUUGCUCAUCUUUGACGAUUGCCAACUAUGUAUGGGACGUGCAAAAUGCAGGUAGCACAGAUAAGAACCCUGCUAGUUUUGGCAGCGAUAUUCUUCUGCCAGUUGACGUUCACACCUGCUGAGGCUUAUCCCAGCAGUUGUUUUGAAUGUGAAGAGGAGGUCUGGGAGGAAGUUCCAUGCGAUGAAAUUCCAUCGAAUAGUACGACAAUAGUGCCCCCAGCAUACACAUAUCCCACCACUACGUCGUAUAGUACCGCAAGGCCCGAGACCUCGACAACUGCAACAACGCCCACCACCACCACCAUUAGUACAACCACACCUUAUCCCCUUACGACGACGACAACGCCAAGCCAUGAUCCCUACAAGAAGUGCUAUUGUGAGUGUAAAAAUGGCUGCAAGGACUUCUGUCGAAAGGUGGUCGUUAAUCCACAAAGCAAAAGUCAAAUAAUCCAGAUAACAGAGGUAUCUCAGCCCUUGCCACAGGGCCGUCUCGAGUCGACAUAUUAUCACAGUAGCAAAUUGGUCCCGCCCGCAAGUGACCCGAAACCUUACCAGCCACCAAGUUAUGGGUACCCCAGUAAAUAUGAAAGUCCACCAAGUGUUCAAGUGCAAAAACCUGUUGCCGAAGUUUACAAUUCGGUCCCCUACUAUCGGUCUUCGCCAGUUGCUUCCCAUGGCUACAACCGUGAUUUCAACAGCGCCCACAAUGAGAAGAAAUACUUGCCCGACCUAUCCUACCGAAAUAAACACGAAACCUAUUACUUCUCGUCCCCAGAAACUGAACUCUCCGAUUUGCCAUCAUAUUUCCAGAAUUUAUACUCGAGAGCAGUUUUCGAUCUUGAAGCAGACAAUUUCCAGGCGAACACCAUACCCAAACUACCAGAAUACAGCCAAUACCCCUGCCAAGGAACCGGAACAUUUUCGUCGCCGGUUCCAGUCGACUCAGUUGCUUAUUCUGAUAAGUUUUACGAUUCACUUUAUGGCAACUCCGAAUCGUAUGCCUAUUACGAUGACUUCGGGACGAUCUCAGAGACGCCACACCAUUCGUUGCUGUACAAGUGAUGCCAAUGCCUUAUAAUCCCUUAGCUAUAGUUUUCUCAUAUUUAUAGAACACUAAUUCUAAGUAGUCUGUAAUAAAUUGUAUAUAAUACGUAUUG
This is a messenger RNA of Musca domestica (house fly), 1232 nucleotides long. RefSeq lists its product as uncharacterized. Bases 103 to 1137 code for a protein of 344 amino acids. NCBI's taxonomy places the organism in Eukaryota, Metazoa, Arthropoda, Insecta, Diptera, Muscidae. The transcript has 2 exons. The record is from RefSeq and is a predicted model, not a curated record.